ACCGGGGAUCUGAUCUUCGCCAAAAUGAAAGGUUACCCACAUUGACCAGCUAGGGUUGAUGAAGUUCCAGAUGGUGCAGUUAAACCUGCAAAUGCCAGACUUCCAAUUUUUUUCUUUGGCACUCAUGAAACUGCAUUUUUGGGUCCAAAAGACAUUUUUCCUUACGCUGAAAAUAAAGACAAAUAUGGCAAACCCAAUAAGAGGAAAGGCUUCAAUGAAGGCCUAUGGGAGAUUGAAAAUAAUCCUAAAGUUGAGCUUUCUGAUCCCAAGUUGCAUCCUGCAGAGAGUGGAGAAAACAAUGAACCAAUAUCAGAUAGUGGCCUAGAACUGCAAGAAGAAUCAGACUCUGAAAUAAAACCACCAGAAAAGAAAAGAAGAAAAUCCAUAAAUGUCAAAGACCCUGUAACGAAGGAUAUUCCAGAGACUCCUCCAGUAAAAGGCAAAAGGGGGAGAAAGAAAAAGAGUGAACUACUGGCACUGGCUCAAGCACAGGCCCAAGCCCAAGCGGAGGCACAAGCACAACUAGGACCAGGCAGGAAAAGAGGAGGUACCUGUCAGCCGAACUUUAAGUCCCCCAGUUCCGCCAGUUCCCGAGGUGGUUACACCAAAAAACGUGGUAGAAAACCCAAAGCUGCAAAGUUACUGGCUUCACCCACCCCUGAAAGUGAGAUUGUCGCAGCAGAGUUAAAUAAGAAGAAACAACUUGCAGAGAAGCGUUCUAAACUAAAAAAAACUGAACCAAAGAAGGUUGGGAGGAAGAGAAAGGAAAAAGAGGAACCUGGAACAGGUGAAAAGGAAGGGAUAAAAGAGCCAGAGGUUAAACGAAGAAAAAAUGGAAAAGUAGAGCCUUCACUUGAUGUGCAGAGUGAAACUGAAGAGAAACGAAAGUAUGAAUGGUUUAUGACCAGUACAAAGCGUAAUAUCUUGAAAACUCAACAUGAAACUGUGGAGAUGGAAAAAGAUGAUAGAAGGUGGAAACAAGAUGACCAAAAGCCAACAGAGCCGAGUAAAGAUGAAGGAAAAAAGCCUGACGAGAAGAAAGUGGAAAAGAAGAAAGAUCUAUCUACAGAAUCAAGACUUCAGAGGUUACAUGGAGAAAGUAAAAUCUCUUUGAAAAUUGAUAAUCCAGAUGUAAAGAAAUGUAUUGAAGCUCUCGAUGAACGUGGAACUCUGCAGGUUACAACACAGCACCUACAAAAGCAUAGUGAGCUGAUUGCCACACUGAAAAAGAUCCGCAGAUUUAAAGUAAGUCAGGACAUCAUGGAUAAAGCUACUAUGCUUUACAACAAAUUUAAGACGGUGUUUUUGGUUGGAGAGGGGGAUUCUGUUAUCUCUCAAGUUCUUAACAAAUCGCUCGCUGAGCAGCGGCAACAUGAAGAGGCAAAGAAAGGGGUAGUCAAAAAAGUGGAUCAGGCUAAAGAUCAGAGGACAGAUUCUAAGACAGUAAAUGGAGAUACAACUGGGGAAACGGGUCCUACACAUCAAGACCAAGAUAAAGAGACAUCCGGUGACAAGAAGGAGGAGAGUGCUGGGAAGAUGCAGACUGAAGAGUCCUCUGAAAAGCAGCAAAAAGGCACCGAAGCUGCAUCAAUAAAUUAAAAAUGAACACAGUGUUAGGAUCUUCAAACAGAUGCCCUUAUGGGAGUUCAUUGCUUCAUCAAAGAAGUGAAUGACACCAAUGUGUUUUUUUUUUUUUUUUUUCGUUUUUAUUUUUUUUUUAUAUUGGACCUAUUUUGAAAACAUUUCACAUUGAGUGGUAAUACAUGCCCAUAUUUGAUAGAAAGCCAAAAAUAUGUAAAUCAAGGUUUUAAACCAUGUCUAUUUUAUAUUAAAAUGUGUUUUAAAA
Erpetoichthys calabaricus (reedfish) is the source of this 1846-nucleotide messenger RNA. Its product is annotated as PC4 and SFRS1-interacting protein-like. Gene Ontology annotation, biological process: regulation of transcription by RNA polymerase II. Lineage: Eukaryota; Metazoa; Chordata; Cladistia; Polypteriformes; Polypteridae. Gene Ontology annotation, molecular function: transcription coregulator activity; double-stranded DNA binding. Gene Ontology annotation, cellular component: nucleus. The record is from RefSeq and is a predicted model, not a curated record.